UAUGCCAAACAUUUCCACCUCUCAUUCUCCCCGUCGCCACAACCUUUUAUCUCAAAAACAUAUACGCACCAUAUCCAUUUUUCCUCACUCUUCAAAGAAGUUUCACCCAACUAAGCAAUUAGCAGGAGAAGCAGAACCAGGGGGAAAAGGAAUGGCUUCAACUUCGGCAGUUUCUAUGGCUGUGCCACUAACUUAUACCACCAGCCAGAAGAGGGCGGUGCCCAGUUCUGAGGCAUUCUUCAAGGCACCAUUGCCUCUACGGUCUUCAAAGGCUGUUUCAGCAUCAAAAUCCAAUGGAAGGUUUCAAGUGAGGGCCUCCAUGAAAGAGAAAGUUGUGACGGGGCUGACGGCAGCUGCAUUGACAGCUUCAAUGAUGGUUCCGGAUGCAGCUGAAGCUGCUGUUUCGCCUUCUCUCAAGAACUUCUUGCUCAGCAUCGUGGCUGGUGGGGUUGUCGCUGCAGCCAUUGUUGGUGCCGUCAUCGGCGUCGCCAAUUUCGAUCCUGUCAAGCGAAGCUGAGGAAAUUCCGAGGCCCUGCGGGGAUUUUUAGACUUCCUCUCAUCAUUGAUAUGCAAUGUAUCUGUAUUGUUCUUCGGUAAUGAACUCUCUGUUAUGUGUAAUAUAUGACUCUUCAGCUCCA
This is a messenger RNA of Gastrolobium bilobum, 638 nucleotides long. RefSeq lists its product as uncharacterized. The transcript has a single exon. Lineage: Eukaryota; Viridiplantae; Streptophyta; Magnoliopsida; Fabales; Fabaceae. The coding region runs from base 2 to 517 and encodes 171 amino acids. Gene Ontology annotation, cellular component: photosystem II; membrane. Gene Ontology annotation, biological process: photosynthesis. The record is from RefSeq and is a predicted model, not a curated record.